Messenger RNA from Phytophthora infestans T30-4, 324 nucleotides. RefSeq lists its product as uncharacterized. The transcript is spliced from 3 exons. Lineage: Eukaryota; Oomycota; Peronosporomycetes; Peronosporales; Peronosporaceae. Bases 1 to 324 code for a protein of 107 amino acids. The record is from RefSeq and is a predicted model, not a curated record.
AUGACCUACUCCACAUACGCAUCUGCACGAUCUUUAGGGCGCGGGUUUAGACGUUUUCGCACGACAGGGAAUGUGCUGAAGGUCAAGCCACGUAUUAGAAUUUCGCGCUGGACUUCGCACGUAUGUACGCUUGUCCCGUCUACUAUUUGUAGCGCGCUUCGUUUCAAUCUAAAGUUGGCGAGGGAGGUGCUGACAAAACGGGCACGGAAAAGUCUGCUAAGAGAGAGCCGUGAGUACGCUGCUCGCUUGUCACCAUUCUACGGCGGCCCCGGUCAGCUAGUAUUUAUCGACGAAACGUCCAAGGAUGAAAGAUGGAUAUUGUAG